AUGGAUGGGCUUGGAAGACUCGUGAAGUUUUUGGUCCACAAAAAGGUGUUUGAUGAAAUGCCUCAACCAGAAAAGAGAAAUGAAAAGGGAGAAAAGGCUUACUCAUUAAACUAUUGUUCUAAGUGGUGGUUAUAUGACACAAAUGCGACAUUGGCACCCAUGGUUAUGCUGCGGACGAACCCAAUAACGGAAUUGCAUAUGCACGCGUUGAAUCGAUCCAUUAAAGAAGGUGCAAUAUCUAAGGAAACCGGGAAAGUCGUUAUUGUGGAAAUUGUUCAACAUUCCACAAAAGAUGACUAUUUCAAUGACAUACGCUUUACAUACGAUCUGAUGAUGUAUUCACUCUUUUCUAACGGAAAGGAACGAACUGAAAGCGAAUGGAAGAAGCUACUAAUUGUAGGAGGCUUUUGUCGUUACAAUAUUAUCCAGAUUCCUGCACUUCUGUCAAUCAUCGAGGCGUUUCCACAGUAA
Messenger RNA from Cynara cardunculus var. scolymus (artichoke), 471 nucleotides. Its product is annotated as (R,S)-reticuline 7-O-methyltransferase-like. Gene Ontology annotation, biological process: methylation. The coding region runs from base 1 to 471 and encodes 156 amino acids. The transcript has 2 exons. The record is from RefSeq and is a predicted model, not a curated record. Gene Ontology annotation, molecular function: S-adenosylmethionine-dependent methyltransferase activity; O-methyltransferase activity. Lineage: Eukaryota; Viridiplantae; Streptophyta; Magnoliopsida; Asterales; Asteraceae.